UAUCCAAGCCAAGAAUAAGGAAGCAUUUCUGAAAAGUUUCUUCUUGUGUUCUUCUCCAGUCUUUCCUCCCAAAUCUUUAUUUCCAACAAAGUGGUAUCAAAGCUAACUUCCAAAGAUGAAUAGUACUUUUCCCUUUGUAGUUCCCAAACUUACAAAGGAGAAUUAUGGAUAUUGGUGUAUCCACAUGAAGGCAUUGCUUGGCUCACAGGAAGCAUGGGAGGUUGUUGAGAAAGGCUAUGAUGAACCAAAGAAUGAAGGAGUCUUGAAUCAAAAUCAGAAGAAUGCUUUGCAGAAGCUUCGAAAGCAAGAUCAACAUGCCCUCUCUAUCAUAUACAUGGGCUUGGAUGAAGCUCUUAGAGUGUCUUCCAUUGUCAAUCAAAUGAGGCGUUAUGGAGAGAAGAUUGAAGAUGUACGUGUUGUGGAGAAGAUUCUCAGGUCACUUGACUCAAAACUUGAGUUUGUGAGUGUUGCCAUUGAAGAAUCAAAUGACCUGGAUUCCAUGACCCUUGAUCAACUCAUGGGGUCCUUACAAGCAUAUGAAGAAAGACUUAAAAGGAAGCAAGAACCGGUGGCCCAAGUUCUCCAAACUAAGGUCUCUUUGGGAGAACAAGAGCAAGAGCAUGGACAAUCUCAAGGAAGAGGUCAAAGUCGAGGUCGAGGCCAAAGUCCUGGUCGUGGUCGAGGAGGAAAUUUUGGCUGUGGCCAAGGAAGAGGAAGAAAUGAAGGUGGCCAAAAUUUUAACAAUGAAGAGUCGAGCAAUCAACCACGAGGACAUGGAAAUUAUGGUUCAAAGAGAGGAAGUGGAAGAGGGUAUGACAAGUCUAAUAUUCAAUGUUAUGCUUGUCACAAAUAUGGCCAUUAUGCCAAUGAAUGUCACUUGAACUUUGGUGGCUUAAAGGCUUUAGCGAGUGAAGAGAUGGUGAAUGGGUUGCCCAAAAUUAAUCACCCCAACCAACUCUGUGAAGGAUGUCUUUUUGGCAAGCAAGCUAAAAAAAGUUUUCCAAAGGAGGCCAUUUUUAGAGCAUCCAAGCCACUCCAACUGGUUCAUGCGGAUGUGUGCGGACCAAUCAAACCAUCAUCAUACGGUAAAGCUAAUUAUUUCUUGCUCUUCAUUGAUGAUUUUUCUCGCAAGACUUGGGUUUUCUUUUUGAAGGCAAAAAGUGAAGUUUUUGGAGCAUUCCAAAAAUUCAAAGCUCUUGUUAAGAAGGAGAGUGGUUACUCUAUCAAAGGCUUAAGGACUGAUCGAGGAGGAGAAUUCACUUCAAAGGAAUUUCAAAAUUUCUGUGAAAAUAAUGGAAUUCGUCAUUUCCUCACUGUUCUGAGUAUUGCUUUUAUUCAUGUUCCAGAUGAGAAGAGAUCAAAGCUUGAUGGAAAAAGUGAGAAAUUUGUCUUCAUUGGCUAUGAUUCAAGCUCCAAAGGCUACAAGUUCUACAAUCCAUCCAAUGGGAAGAUUGUAAUCAGUAGAAAUGCUGAGUUUGAUGAAGGAAGCUCAUGGGAUUGGAAUGUCUCUCAAAAUGAAGAAUAUGUCAUCUUUCCUUUGCAAGAAGGAGAAUCCAAACAAGACACAAGGCAAGAUGUUGUUACUUCACCUCACUUUCCUCAUGGAUCUCAAUCACCUAAGGAUUGUUCUUUUGAAGGGCCACUACGUACAAAAAAUCUUGCUAAUAUUUAUGAAGAAACUGAGGUGGUUGAUAAUCCAAGUUUCUUUUGUCUCUUUGUUGACAUCGAACAUUUAAAUUUCGAAAAGGCAACAGUAGACAAGAAAUGGAAGCAUGCAAUGGAUGAAGAGAUUAAAGCAAUCCAAAAGAAUGGCACAUGGGAGCUGGUGACUCUUCCAAAAGGGAAAAAGGCAAUUGGCAUGAAGUGGGUGUACAAAGUGAAGAAAAAUGCUCAAGGGAAAGUGGAGAAAUAUAAGGCAAGGCUUGUUGCAAAGGGUUAUAUCCAGGAAUAUGGCAUUGACUAUGAUGAGGUGUUUGCCCCUCUUGCUUGCUUGGAAACCAUUCAGUUGAUUAUCUCCUUGGCAGCUCAAAACAAGUGGAAAAUUUAUCAAAUGGACGUUAAGUCCGCUUUCUUGAAUGGCUAUCUUGAAGAAGAAGUCUCCAAAGGCUACAAGUUCUACAAUCCAUCCAAUGGGAAGAUUGUAAUCAGUAAAGAUGCUGAGUUUGAUGAAGGAAGCUCAUGGGAUUGGAAUGUCUCUCAAAAUGAAGAAUAUGUCAUCUUUCCUUUGCAAGAAGGAGAAUCCAGACAAGACACAAGGCAAGAUGUUGCUACUCCACCUCACUUUCCUCAUGGAUCUCAAUCACCUGAGGAUUGUUCUUCUGAAGGGCCACUACGUACAAAAAAUCUUGCUAAUAUUUAUGAAGAAACUGAGGUGGUUGAUAAUCCAAGUUUCUUUUGUCUCUUUGUUGACAUCAAACCGUUAAAUUUCGAAGAGGCAAUAGUAGACAAGAAAUGGAAGCAUGCAAUGGAUGAAGAGAUUAAAGCAAUCCAAAAGAAUGGCACAUGGGAGCUGGUGACUCCUCCGGAAGGGCAGAAGGCAAUUGGCAUGAAGUGGGUGUACAAAGUGAAGAAAAAUGUUCAAGGGAAAGUGGAGAAAUAUAAGGCAAGGCUUGUUGCAAAGGCUCAAAACAAGUGGAAAAUUUAUCAAAUGGACGGACAUGAAGAAAAAAUCUUGAAAUUGAAGAAGGCGUUGUAUGGCUUGAAGCAAGCGCCAAGGGCAUGGUAUUGCCGCAUUGACAAAUAUUUCCAAGACCAUGGCUUCACCAAAUGUCCACAUGAACAUGCUCUUUAUAUCAAAGAAGACAAAACUGGAGGCUUUAUGCUAGUGUGCUUGAAUGUUGGUGACUUGAUCUUCACCGACAAUAAUGCAAACAUGUUUGAAGAACUUAAAAAGGCAAUGACUCAAGAAUUUGAGAUGACCGACAUUGGUCUCAUAUCCUACUACCUUGGAAUUGAGUACGAUGAAAGUACAAAGGUGGAUCCCUCUCUGUAUAGAAGCCUUGUUGGAAAUAUGAGAUAUUUGACUUGCACACGGCCAGACAUUCUCUAUGGUGUUGGUCUUGUGAGUCGGUACAUGGAGGCACCUACUUCAACACACAUGACGAUGGCAAAGAGAGUACUUCAAUACAUCAAAGGUAUUGUUGAUUAUGGCCUAACUUAUUCUUUUUCCACAAAUUUCAAACUCUAUGGCGACAGUGAUAGUGACUGGGGUGGUAAUGUUGAUGAUCGGAAAAGCACCACCGGCUUUCUAUUUUUCUUGGGUGAUACUGCUUUCACUUGGUGUUCAAAAAAGCAAGCCAUUGUAACUCUCUCUACUUGUGAAGCUGAAUUUGUUUCUGCUGCAUCAUGUGUCUGUCAUGCAAUUUGGCUAAGGAAGUUGUUGGAGAUGCUGCGCAUACCUCAAGAUGAAGCUACAACCAUUUACAUAGAUAACAAGUCAGCUAUUGCUUUGGGAAAGAAUCCAAUGUUUACUGAUCGAAGCAAGCAUAUAGACACCAGAUAUCACUUCAUAAGGGAUUGCAUUGAGAGGAAAGAUGUACAGCUUGUCUAUGUGAAGACUAAUGAGCAAAUUGCAGAUAUUUUCACUAAGGCACUAAAGUUUGAAGAUUUUGCAAGACUGCGUGCUUGGAUUGGAGUGACUAAAGGUGAUCAAGUUUAAGGGGGGGGUGUUGGAAAAAUAAACUUGAUUUAUUAAUCUCCUAUUUUUAGUCAUGUACCUGCAUAGUUCAUGUGCUAGCAUAGUGCAUGUACCCAUUUAUUUUAUCUUUACAGUUUCUAGGAGUUGCAUUUAACUGUUUUGGGUUUGGAGUCUUUUGUGCCUAUAAAAUGGCUUGUGCUUG
This is a messenger RNA of Rubroshorea leprosula, 3839 nucleotides long. The record is from the annotation of a GenBank genome assembly. Lineage: Eukaryota; Viridiplantae; Streptophyta; Magnoliopsida; Malvales; Dipterocarpaceae.